AUGGUAGAACAAUUAACUCAAAUUCCGGCACCAAGGGCAAUUGAUGUCGUGGCAACCCCUCAGCGUUCAUAUUUGCUCAUGACCUGUGUUCCGGGGCGCCCCAUCGGUCAAUUAAUGAAUACAAUGACCGACGAACAAGUGGAGCAAGUUGUAACAGACUUGAAAGGAUAUAUUUCUGAACUUCGGAGGAUACCCAGGAAUAUAUCAUCGGAAUAUAGUAUCUGCAAUUCCCAGGGCGGCGGUUUCUUAGAUUGGCGAAUUCCCGAUAGUCAGCGUGAAGAGUUACGGUUCAGGUCUGAAGCUGACUUCAACAAGUACUUAACUGAUCCUUUUUGGGAAGAAAUUCGAACUCGUGCCGCCAAAUCGCAUGAUAUCCCUCAUGAUAUCGUUUUUACCCAUGGUGACCUCAACCCAAGGAAUAUAUUAGCAGAGAAUGGCAGAAUUACGGGUAUUGUUGACUGGGAGAAUGCAGGAUGGUUCCCGGAAUACUGGGAAUACACGAAGAUGCACUACACUGUUCGAAGCUUACAACGGUGGCUUGUUGAUAUUGUUGAUGGCGUAUUUUCAGGCUAUCGGGAAGAGUUGUGGGUGGAAAAUAUGCUUUCGGAUCUUUUGGGCCCAUUCUAA
This is a messenger RNA of Microsporum canis CBS 113480, 627 nucleotides long. RefSeq lists its product as hypothetical. The transcript has a single exon. Lineage: Eukaryota; Fungi; Ascomycota; Eurotiomycetes; Onygenales; Arthrodermataceae. The record is from RefSeq and is a predicted model, not a curated record. The coding region runs from base 1 to 627 and encodes 208 amino acids.